Oncorhynchus kisutch (coho salmon) is the source of this 1392-nucleotide messenger RNA. RefSeq names its product protein TASOR-like. Gene Ontology annotation, molecular function: chromatin binding. The record is from RefSeq and is a predicted model, not a curated record. Bases 1 to 1392 code for a protein of 463 amino acids. The transcript is spliced from 13 exons. Gene Ontology annotation, cellular component: nucleoplasm; heterochromatin. Gene Ontology annotation, biological process: negative regulation of gene expression, epigenetic; protein localization to heterochromatin. Lineage: Eukaryota; Metazoa; Chordata; Actinopteri; Salmoniformes; Salmonidae.
AUGAUACCGAGAAAGAACAAAGAAAAGAGAGCGUUGUUCCAGUAUGUGUCCUCAGAGUCCAGGGAGUUUGAGGACAUCUUGACUAUUCUGUCUUCCAGCUACAUAGAAGCCAGCUCCAACGGGACGUUCGCGUACACCAAGCUAAGAAUCGUCCACAGCGAACUGCUGGAGAAGAAUUUUGUAGAGAAAAGGAGGGAGCUGAAGCUGGAUGGGAGGACAGAGAAGGAGCUGGAGGAGACCCACUGUUUCCUGACUGCUGACUCCAUCAAGCUACCAUGGAUCUGUGAGAAUGGACUUCUUGUGGGGCACAGCUGGAUCACCGCUCUGGGAAAUCCAGCUAAGGGUGUUUAUUUGUCUAAAUACUCAGACUUACUGCAGAUCAAUCCUUUUAACCCUGGAGUCAUGGGAGAGAUCAUCAUAUUCAAGGUUAUCAAGGGUAAAGUAAAGAGCAUCUAUGAUAACAUGUCUACGAACCUUUUGGAUCCCACAAUCAAGUUUGACAGCCAUUUAUCGAAGAAUGCCAGCAUAGUCACAUCUCUCACCUCCUAUAGAGCCUAUGAGCUCACUCAGCAAUACUUCUAUGAGUAUGACUUUGAUGAGCUGAAGGCUCAGCCGAGGCAUGUGUGCCCCUUUGCAGUAGUCUCUUUCCAGUUCAAAGGCAAAGAUGCUCCGUUACAAGCCAAGCCCAUGGCUCCCCUAAGGUCAAACAGCCAAACAUCUGUAGGAAGUAAAGGCAGGAGUAAAUACACAGUGUGGAGUGGAGAGCUUGUGAUUGAGGGUAGAGCAGUGUCCCAGGUCUCCUUCUGCUCCUUCUCUCCCCCCUUCCUGCCUUUCAAACUGCCAGAGAAGCUGGAGCUGGGUCUGGUGAUGAGUAUGGACCAGGUAACUCAGAUGAUCCCCUCGGCUCUGUUCUCCUGGAACCUGUACGCAGGCAGCCACCAAGUGUUGAAGAGUGGGACACACUGCAGUCUGCUGGAGGUGGUGGAUAAGAGCAAGUCAGGAGACUGUCUGGCAGCACUGCUUCAAGGCAUGGAGACACAGCGACUGGUUCUUGUCCACAUGUUGGCUGACAAAGGAUUCCUAUUCCUCCUGUCUUCAGUUCAGAUGGCCACUCCAACUGAAAGAAGAGAUGGGUUGAAAAAAUGCCUUCGAGCGCUAUUUGUUUACCAGGAGUCCAGGGGCGUGGCAAAAUACAGUUCAAAGUGUCCAACUACCCAGGAGCCUUUACAGACGUCCUCCCGUGACCCCGCCAUGCCCCAGCUGAACAGCUUUGUCCCUGCCCUGCAUCACGCCCUGGUCAAGGUGCGCUGCAACCCGCCCACUGACCUCUCGGCCGGGGUCGAGCGCCAGGCCAGGGACUACCUCAGUGGACUCCACCAUGGAAAGGUAUAA